Messenger RNA from Aaosphaeria arxii CBS 175.79, 576 nucleotides. RefSeq lists its product as uncharacterized. The transcript has a single exon. The record is from RefSeq and is a predicted model, not a curated record. The coding region runs from base 1 to 576 and encodes 191 amino acids. NCBI's taxonomy places the organism in Eukaryota, Fungi, Ascomycota, Dothideomycetes, Pleosporales.
AUGUCUGACAACACAAAAACAACAAACAAAAUUCUCCCUAGCGUGAAUCGCUACAUCACGACCCACAACACGGCCGGGGACUCCAUCUAUUCCAAGGAAGUUGAAGAGCCACUGGACUUUUGGACGGUGCAUACUGGCGAAGGUCACUCCGGGGAAUUCGAGCUAGGUUACGUGACAGAAGGCUUCCCGGUCCCCUUGGCCGGAGAUGAGGAUUUGACAGCGUUCAAGGAUGCAUACAACAAAAAGAAGGAAUCCGGUCUCGUCAAACACGGUGGCACUAUUCUUCGGUACUGUAACAUCCCGCCAGGCUCCCGAUCCCCAAUGCAUCGGACUGUCAGCCUUGACUAUGGAAUUCUUGUCACUGGCGAGUUGGAGUGUCUCUUGGAUUCGGGUGAGUCCAGAACAGUUCACUCGGGCGACCUAGUUGUUCAAAGGGGAACCAUGCAUCAGUGGAUAAAUCACAAGGAUGAGUGGGCUCGUAUUGUGUUCAUUCUGUUCCAUGCCACACCUGUGGAGAUUGGGGGCACGAAGCUCGAGGAACACCAAGGAGGCAUGGUGGUGCCUGCCUCACACUAG